Molecule: messenger RNA, 2026 nt
Organism: Aspergillus ochraceoroseus IBT 24754
Lineage: Eukaryota; Fungi; Ascomycota; Eurotiomycetes; Eurotiales; Aspergillaceae
Product: putative aromatic amino acid aminotransferase
Exons: 3
Coding region: 104-1879 (591 amino acids)
Biological process (GO): biosynthetic process
Molecular function (GO): pyridoxal phosphate binding; transaminase activity
Source: RefSeq, a predicted model, not a curated record
AAUCCGCACUUCGACGGGCUUGGGCGAUUUGGAAACCCUCGCAAGACCUUGAUUGACUUCUUCCAGGCGUGGUUGCGUUAUCAUCACCUACAGCAUCGUCACCAUGGCUCCUCCCCGGGAUUUGUCCCAUCAUUUUAGCUACACCACCAAGAAUCGCGCCGCGAGUGCCGUCAAGGGCUUUUAUAAGUACUUCCAAAUCCCCGGAAUUGCCAAUUUAGCCGGUGGGUUGCCAAAUGCUUCCUUCUUCCCAUACGACACGCUAGAGGCCGCUGCUGCUCGUCCGCAGCGUUUCCCCAUCACCCCUGAUAACGGCCAGACCAGAGAACCCACGCCCACGGAACGAGUAACCGUACCCAAGGAGAGUCGGAGUGCCAAUAUCCAGAAGAAAAUCGACCUCACCACAGCCCUGCAAUAUGGAACGGUUGAAGGAAUUCCUCCCCUAGCGUCGUUCGUCCAUACCCUCACGCGCGAGCAACUCCACCCCAAUAUCCCCUAUACCGACGGACCCGAUACGCUCCUCACCUGCGGAUCAACCGAUGGAUUUAGCAAGGCCAUCGAAGCCUUCACCAACCCCUGGAAUCCUGAACGAGACUGGGUACAUGUCAGACAGGGAGUGCUCUGCGAGGAGUUUGUUUAUAUGAAUGCGAUUCAGACUGUCGCCCCACGAGGUCUCAACAUCGCCACAGUAGCGAUAGACGAACAGGGAAUGCUAGCGCAAGGCCCAGGCGGGUUGCUAGAUGUUCUUCAGAACUGGGAUUUCCGAAAGGGGCGACGUCCUCACCUCAUGUACACAAUAACCAUCGGCCAGAACCCAACCGGUGGAACCCUGUCGCUCGAACGCAAAAAGGACAUCUAUGCUAUCUGUCAGCAAUAUGACGUCAUCAUCGUUGAAGACGACCCAUACUGGAACCUGCAAUACCCCUCAGCACAAGAACUGCAAGCGAAGCACCGAAGCACCCUCGUAAACACUAGCACUGUGUCGAGGCGCGACUACAAUGCUGCCGGAAAGUCCUCCGGAUACGAGUUCCUCGACUCCCUUGUACCGUCGUAUCUAUCUGUAGACACAGACGGACGAGUCGUCCGCCUCGACACAUUCUCAAAGACUAUCGCUCCUGGUUGUCGUCUGGGCUGGAUCACGGCGCAGCCCGCUAUCAUUGAACGAAUCGCCCGUAUCACUGAAACGUCGACGCAGCAGCCCUCCGGCUUUGUUCAGGCCAUGGUUGCGGAACUAAUUACAGGUCAGCAGGUGGAGGACCGCGUGGUCGCCACGAGCAAGAACAGAACGGAGUUCGAGCAGGGGUGGCAGAUGGACGGGUGGGUCCGCUGGCUCGAGGGACUCCGCGCCGCAUACGAGAGUCGCAUGCAGCAGAUGUGCACGACGCUCGAGGAGGGCAAGUACACGAUUCUUGCGGAUGAGAAGCUGGGUGAGACAGCACUGAGCGAUGACAGCGAGAGCGCCUGGGAAGUCUUAGAUAAGGUGCAAAUGUAUGACUUUGAAUGGCCUACCGGCGGCAUGUUUGUCUGGGUCAAGAUUUGCUACGAAACCCAUCCUCUGAGCCGGAAGUACAAGCCCCAGAGGCUGUCCAAGGCGCUCUGGGUCCAUUUCACGCAUAAACCACAUUUGUGCUUGCUAGGCCCGGGAUCGAUGUUCGCGCCCACGGAGGAAACUCAGGGCCGUGCCUGGCAGUACGUCCGGGUGUGUUUUGCCCCGAUGCCUGUAGAUGACAUUGCUGGCAUUACAGAUCGGCUGGUCGAAGGGUUCCGGGCUUUCUGGCAGAGAAAGGACCUCGACGGUCUUGAGGAUGAGGGUGGCCUUGCAGGAGCCGUGGAUAAUCUGCAAACGGGGGUUGCUAAUAAUUUCUUGGGAAUUGGUUGUUAGUUGGGACAUACUUUGGCGAUCUACAUACAUACAUAUUGGUUCAGAUUUCGGAUACUCCAGCCAUGAUAUUUACAAACCAUUCACUUCAGGUGUCGCUUUCAGUAUAUAGUAUAUACUGUGAUAUAAACCAAGCCAAAAACAUUUUCC